AUGAACUCAUCUCAUUCAUUGUGUUGGAACACCUCUUUGGAACUUUUAAAUAAAUCCUGGAAUGAAGAGUUUGUUUAUCAAAGCCAUAGAAUUAUGGAUAUCUUCAUUCUCCCUUCCAUGAUUGGAAUUAUCUGUUUAACAGGACUGAUUGGCAACAUCCUCAUAAUAUUCACUAUCAUAAGGUCUAGAAAAACAACGAUCCCUGAUAUUUAUAUCUGCAACCUGGCUGUGGCUGAUUUGGUCCACAUCAUUGGAAUGCCUUUUCUUAUUCAUCAGUGGGCCCAGGGAGGAGAAUGGGUAUUUGGGGGGCCUCUUUGCACCAUAAUCACAUCCCUGGAUACCUGCAACCAGUUUGCCUGUAGUGCCAUCAUGACUGUAAUGAGCAUGGAUAGGUACUUGGCCCUCGUCCAACCAUUUCGAGUGACGAGUUGGAGAACAAGGUGCAAGACCAUUCGCAUCAAUUUGGGCCUUUGGGUAGUUUCCUGUAUUCUGGCAUUGCCCGUCUGGGUCUACUCGAAGGUCAUCAAAUUUAAAGACGGCGUUGAGAGUUGUGCUUUUGAUUUAACAUCCCCUGACGAUGUACUCUGGUAUACACUUUAUUUAACAAUAACAACAUUUUUCUUCCCUUUACCCUUGAUUUUGGUGUGCUAUAUUUUAAUUUUAUGCCAUACUUGGGAGAUGUAUCAACAAAAUAAAGAUGCCAAAUGCCACAAUCCAAGUGUCCCAAAGCAGAGAGUGAUGAAGCUGACAAAGAUGGUGCUGGUGCUGGUGGCAGUCUUCAUCCUAAGUGCCGCCCCCUAUCAUGUGAUACAGUUGGUGAACUUGCAGAUGGAGCAGCCCACGCUGGUCUUCUAUGUGGGCUAUUACUUCUCCAUCUGUCUCAGCUAUGCCAGCAGCAGCAUUAAUCCUUUUCUCUACAUUCUGCUGAGUGGAAAUUUCCGAAAACGUUUGCCUCGACUACAGAGGAAGGUGGCUGAGAAGGAAAUCAUACUGGAAUCAAGCUUUUAG
This is a messenger RNA of Lepus europaeus (European hare), 1008 nucleotides long. RefSeq names its product melanin concentrating hormone receptor 2 (gene MCHR2). Lineage: Eukaryota; Metazoa; Chordata; Mammalia; Lagomorpha; Leporidae. Gene Ontology annotation, cellular component: neuron projection; membrane. The transcript has 5 exons. The record is from RefSeq and is a predicted model, not a curated record. Gene Ontology annotation, biological process: neuropeptide signaling pathway. Bases 1 to 1008 code for a protein of 335 amino acids. Gene Ontology annotation, molecular function: G protein-coupled receptor activity; neuropeptide binding.